CCUCACCGCCGGUCACCAUUCACAAAACAACUAUGCAGCAUUCCACGAUCCUCCUCCUCGUCGUCCUCGCCACCUCGCCGCUGGGCACCACCGCAGCAAUAUCCGACUGCUUCGGCGGCGUAUACGCGCCCAACAGCACCUACGAAGCCAACCUCCGCCGCCUGGCCGCGAUUCUCUCUGCCCAGACCGCCUCCUCCCAGCGCCUCGAGGCGUCCCGUGACCUGGGAUACUGGCCCAACCGGGUGCGAGCCUUCUCGCGCUGCUACCCUGACCGUCAUCAGGGCUUCACCUCCUCCUCCUGCGCCGCCUGCGUCGCCGCUGCCUUCCGGGAGGCGGAGACUGCGUGCCCUCACAUCACCAGGGUCAUCGUCUUCCUUGGCAACUGCACUCUCGCUCUCGCCGAUUACCCUAGAUCUAUCCCCUUCUUCGGACCUAGCAGUUGGUUUGAAUUCUUGGGUGCAGGACUGCUAUUUCAAGCAAUCGGUUUUGCGUGGCUCUUCUUCCUGCUUCUGCAAGAAUGGCGUGACAAAAGAAGAGCCUCUAUGAUGCGUUCUAGCUCUAUUCCUUCUGGAGAUCAAUAGUUCAUCAAACUUGGUCACACACUUCUGGGCAUCAGCCUAUACUCCAUGAAGAAGAAAACACAAGUCACGCACUACAGUCAAUACAUACAUGUUUAUGUCAAGAAUGAGUUGGUGUUUUAUGGGCAACCCAUGGUUUGAUAUUGUCCUCCAGUUUGAAGGUUUCAGCUUCGAUCUUUACGAAUAAGUUCAAAACAUCCACUUGACUCACUCUGUUGUUUUCACCCAAUUCUUCGAUCUGCAUCUCUGGAUAUGUAUGUAAUCCCAACUACCUAGAAAUAGAGAUCCAACUGGGCACAAUUUCUGAUUACGCAACCCUAACUGAUUAAGUAAACUCUUAAUGCCUUGGUUAGGUUCACUGGUUUCGACAUUACAUGGGCUUAUUUCUCA
Messenger RNA from Lolium rigidum, 968 nucleotides. Its product is annotated as cysteine-rich receptor-like protein kinase 10. The record is from RefSeq and is a predicted model, not a curated record. The transcript is spliced from 3 exons. The coding region runs from base 33 to 581 and encodes 182 amino acids. NCBI's taxonomy places the organism in Eukaryota, Viridiplantae, Streptophyta, Magnoliopsida, Poales, Poaceae.